AUGGCAUAUUCGUCCCCGCGCCAUUCACAGCAAUUCUAUCAGUACGACGCAUCGACACCACCACCACCACCGCCCAAGCCAGGCCGCGCGAGUGGAACAGCAACGCCAUCUCAGGGCCCUCCGCUGCCGCCCCCACCAGGCCAGGCAUCGUCAUCUGGGGACCCGCAGCAGCACUCGCAGACACAGUAUCAUCAACAUGGACACCAAGUACCGGACCAACUAGCAGUGCCAGGGCCAGAGGAUGGCUGGCUGCCGGAUGUGCUCAAAGACAAAUCGACCAAGGAUUUACAUCAUGUGCUGCAGACGCCAGAACUACAGCAUGCAAUAAUUCAUAAUCCCGAAACAAGACAUGGCUCACUACCUGCAUCCACAGCACCUUUGCAAACACUACUAGCACAGAACAUAGGACUUGCCAAAUCACUCAAGCAGCUUGAAGCGCACGUGCGGCACCAGCGCGAUGACGUACAGUCACGUCUGUUAGCGAUGCGUGCUCUGGAGCGCCAAUGGAGAGCAAAGCAGAGCGAGCAAGACGAAGCACUGCGGGAGUUCAGCCCGCCCGCGCUGUAUCAACGACUGAGUGCGGCAGUAGGCGAGCAAGAAGCCCUGUGUCGAGGACUCGAGGAGAGCUUCUUGGAUGGCGAAGGAUUUGGCGGCGGAGAUGCCGUAGCCAGUGACCGCGAAGUAACCGACUUUGUGCGCCGAUUGAGAGAAGGGCGUAAGAUUGCCUAUCUCCGUGCGGAGCGAAAAGAGCGCUGGGACGAGGGGCGGGUGGGAGGAUGGCGUUGA
Molecule: messenger RNA, 786 nt
Organism: Bipolaris zeicola 26-R-13
Lineage: Eukaryota; Fungi; Ascomycota; Dothideomycetes; Pleosporales; Pleosporaceae
Exons: 2
Coding region: 1-786 (261 amino acids)
Biological process (GO): protein targeting to vacuole; protein targeting to membrane; ubiquitin-dependent protein catabolic process via the multivesicular body sorting pathway
Cellular component (GO): ESCRT I complex
Source: RefSeq, a predicted model, not a curated record